Messenger RNA from Trichomonas vaginalis G3, 2256 nucleotides. RefSeq names its product armadillo (ARM) repeat-containing protein family. The transcript has a single exon. The record is from RefSeq and is a predicted model, not a curated record. Bases 1 to 2256 code for a protein of 751 amino acids. Lineage: Eukaryota; Parabasalia; Trichomonadida; Trichomonadidae.
AUGAUAAUUGCAAGAAUAAUAGAAUUAGAAACAGAUUUUAUUAAUCCAAUCAUAAACAAUUUAUAUGAACUAGUAACAAGCAAUGAAAUAGACAAUGAUAUGAAGAGAAAAUCCGUUCAGUGCUUCCAAAAUAUUUUGCAAUCAAAAGCAAAUAUUGAAUUCACGUUAAUUUCACAGUUUUAUGCUCUUCUCAUGGAUUUUAUAAUGAUAGAUGAUUUUGAUAUCAAUGAUAUUGUUCAUUUCAUUCAAGUAAUUAACUCUAUCUAUCAAAGCCAGAAAGAUCAAACAAUUUUUAAAGAUGAUUUUCCAAAAUUUCUUGAAUGCACACACAAAUGGAUAACUAAAGCAGCAGAAAUUAGUGAAAGAGAUAUAAUAAUAGAGAUUCUCAAGGUAGAUAUAGAUAUUUUAAAUAGAACAAUUGAUUCGGAUGUUUUUCCUGAAAAUUCUUUCCAAACAUUAUUCACUUUGUUAUUACAGACAGAUAAUGAGAUGAUUUUCACUGAAACAUUGAAUGCAAUUAAUUAUUCUUUAGAAAAUUUUAUGAAAAUGUUAAAAGAAAAGAAUCAAAUAGACACAUAUAAUAAAUUUGUGAACAUCAGAUUUGCUAGAUCAUCUAAUCUCCUCAAAAAGUUCUUGAUUCCUGUGGAAGAAAUGCCAAAUUAUUCAUUUUUUGUUGAUUUUGGAAAUUUUGCCUUUGAUUUAUUGUUUCAAGUCCUUUCUAUUGUUGAAAAUACUGAUAGAAUUGUUGAUGACGAUAAUUUACCAAAAAAUUAUUUAUCAAUGUCAAUUCUUGAAAAAUUUGCAAAAUUGGAUAUGUCAAUAGCUGAAAAACUUAUUAGUUUACUUAUUCUUUAUGAUCAUAUCAAUGAUGAGAGUGAUUUUCUUAGAAAUUUGUCAAUAAUUAAAAUUUUAUCUAAUGUGAAAGUUUACAAAUCACUUAUUGCACCUGUUAUUAAUGAAAAUGUAAUGUUUCUAUUAAGUUGUGCACAGAGUUCAACGAUUUAUAUUAGAGAAUUAGCUUUAAUUUCAUUAUCUCAAAUUCAUUUAAGGAGAAGUUUAAUUAAUCUUCAAACAUUAUUAGAAUUAGUACAACAGCAAGCAGAUUACCAUCCAAAGUUUAUUUGCCUAGCGAUUUGGACUUUAAUUCACUUUGUCUGUUUUUCUGACGGAUCUGGUAAUGAAAAAUAUCGUCUUGAUGAAGAAGAUCAACAAAAUAUUAUGCAGUUAUAUGAUUUUAUUCAAUCAUCAAAAUCAAAUGAAGUAAAAUCAAUGGGAAUUGAACUUCUGGCAAGUGUAUGCAACAGAAUGCAUGAGAGUUAUAUAGUGAAUGUCCUAGAAAACACUUGUAAUUCGUUGAAAUCUUAUAUGAAUCCAAAUAUAGAAUUAUAUCAAGAAGAAAUUGAAGAAAAGAACUACCAUUUCUCCGUAUUGAAGGCUAUUGUAUCGAAUUGGUAUCAAAUAUAUACUAGUCCUGAAUAUUUGUGGAAUUUUGUAAAUGAAAUGGCUUUGUUUAGAGAUUUUGAUGCUAAUGAUAUUAUCCUAGAUAUAGUUAAGCGAAAAAGUAUCAAAACUGAAACGAAUUUUGGCGAAAUUAUUAACAAAAUUUGUGAUCUUUGUUUUUCAUCUGGUGAUCCUAAUUUGAUUGCACAGGGUACCUCAUUUGGAGCAUGUCAAUUCAGUUUAAAUCCUGAUUUUAGUCGAUCUCUCGAAAUUUCUCAAAGGAUUUUGAAUCCUAACAUAAAUCAAGAUUGUCGGAUCGAAGAAGUCCCAACUCUUCUUGAAUCUCUUCAAAUAUUUGUCGAUUCUUUCAGAAAUGUUGAAAUAAUCCCUGAUGAUUGCAUUGAUUUGAUAUUUUCUGCAAUUAAUAUAAUAUAUUUGAAUUUUGAUUUUAGAUAUGAUGAUGAAUUUUCAUCUAAUCUUAGUGACAUUACGUUUGUUAGAGUAUUUGAGUUUUAUGAGCAUCUAAUCUCAGUCCAAAGUCAAAAGAUGAGUGAUUUCUUUGCAAACACAUACAAAAUAAUAUUUAAAUUUGCUGACAAAUUAUGCCAAUUCAGUAAUGUUAGCAAAGAAGUUUUAGAUUCUUAUAUGAAACUCGUAGGUGAGGCAUGUAAGCAUAUAAAAGAUAACAGGCAAAGAGUUUUCAUGACUAGAAAAGUCAUUGUUCAGCCUCUUCUUUUCGGAGCUUCAAUGGUUUCUAAUCAGCUUCAAGAUUCAUAUAAUAAUGUUCUUUCUUCUCUCAUUAAAUCAACUAAAUAA